Penicillium macrosclerotiorum is the source of this 957-nucleotide messenger RNA. RefSeq names its product DUF3716 domain-containing protein. The coding region runs from base 1 to 957 and encodes 318 amino acids. Lineage: Eukaryota; Fungi; Ascomycota; Eurotiomycetes; Eurotiales; Aspergillaceae. The record is from RefSeq and is a predicted model, not a curated record. The transcript has a single exon.
AUGACUCCUUCCAACACUGUUCUCCACGGUUUGGAUGUAAAGGGGAAUCUUGAUCGCUCGCGUGUAGGCACGACGGUUCUUUACAAGGCGCUGUUGGCAGCUCCCGUGGUCCGUUCCCUGGACUGGCGCCGUCAGCCAAAGGCGCUACACAGUAACCAGCAGAUUCGUUCGGCUCUGGUCCAGCAGGUCGGUCUGGUGGUUUCAACCGUUGACAUUUGCAUUUCUUGUGCCAAAGGACACGGUCCCUUUGCAUCCUGUUGCUUCUUCGUGGUUGGGGGUCAACCUGUGUUCAAGGGGGCUUGUGCCAACUGCGGAUUCAAUGGUGGAGCCAAAUGCUCAUUUCGUUCAAGUCACACUCUUCCCGAAUUCAUCCUGUCGGUCAUCCGUGCGCAGAGUCCCGGUUCGAUCUAUUUGCGCUCAAUCGGUCGCUCGAUCCAGGUCAGCCUUGCUUCCGUGCAGUCUCCGUCUCCUGUUGCUCCCGGCCAGGACUCUAUCAUGUCCGAUGACGCCUCCUCUGCGGCCGCACACUUGACUCCGUCUUCUCCUCCGGCCGCAGGUCCCUCUUCCAUGCGAACGGAUUCCUCGAACACUCUAACUCUCUCCCAGCGGGCUCAGAUUGCCUCCAUUAUGCAACAUCCAGCUCCAUCCACCCUUAUUUGUAAGCGCCCGGUUUCUUCUGCCUUUUCUGACUCCUGCCACAAGCGUGUGCACUUGCCUCCGUUCAACCGUUACUACCGAUCUCCACUCGAUGCCAGUGACAUCCGGGACUCGGUCAAUACAGGAGAUUAUGGGCCUGCUCAUAAGGCCUAUCGGGAGCUUGAGGACGCUUGCGGCCGUGCUCAGGAGGAUUUGGCGGUUCUUCGUCGGUUUUUGGAGGCGAAAGGCGAGAUGACACCACCCGAGCCCAUUCUGGAGGAGGAAUUUAAGGGACUGAACCCUUUCGCCAAAUUCCUGUAG